AUGUCUGACCCAGCACUUUGGACACCUCCAGACUCACCGGAGUUUAAGGGGACAGGUGCUGUAUUUUCUGAUGAUUUAGAUGCAGACCUGUUGGCCGAAAUCGAUUAUGAUGUGCAACAACCAGUACCGUUUUUAGGGUUAUGUUGUGAAACAGUAGAUCCAAUCAAGUUUUUGUCACGUUUUGAAACGAAAACAACCGUUGUUCAAUGGGCCGAUCCUCAAGAGAUUUUAUGCUUACUGAGAAACAAAUUAGUCUUGCUCAAGAAAUCCACUUCUGAAUUACAGCGGGGUUCUUCAGCCCUUAGGAACGAUGUUUCAUUCCUUCUUUUCGCACUAUAUUCCUCCGUAACGGAAUCGGAGUUUGAAAAGCGUACAGUUGUACGAUUAGUUAGCUGUAUCCGUUCAAUUUUGGGUUUCCUGGGACCAUUUGCGAGUUUGGUGAGAGAAGAAGCAAACAAAAAUCUUAUUCAUGCUCACUUAGAAAUAUGGUUGACAAUGCUGAAAAUCUUCAAUUUUCUUUGCAAUAAAGCAGAAUAUGUGGUACUCGUAAAUGAGACGCUUGGAUUAAAACCACAGAGUUCUUUAAACGCGUGUGGUUACUUUCUGGAUAUUGUGUUGGAAAAUUUAAUACUUUAUUCAGGAUUGACUAACAUUCGAAGGUGCUCAUGUGAUGCACUCUUAUGGGUCGUCAUAAUCCAUUUCGUAGAAAAGACUCAGAAAAACUGGUUCAAAUUUUUCCAUGGGAAAAUGAUCAAAUUGAAUGCUCAACAAAGAGCAGAAUUUCCUGAAUUCAAUACUUUAGAGUGUAUUCGUCCUAAUUUCAAGUCCUACUUUCAAUCCUCAAGUUUAGAUAUUUCCCACCAAUCUUCUAUGACUGUGUGGUCUUUGUAUUGGAAUGUACUUGCAUACACUACUCCCAUACACAGUUUGUAUGCAGACCAUACAAAUCAGUCUAAGGUUGGGUUGGGGUCAUUACAGAAGUAUUCCGUUGUGGUCUGGUUGAUUCGCCAACAGUUCUUAGGAGAGGCUACUCCUAAUAAUAGCGAAGUUCACGUUUGCCUUACAAGUUUACUUCGUUUAUCUGAAAAAUGUGGGAUAAAUUUAGAAGUAGUGAGGUCUUUAUGGUUGUAUUUCAAAAGUUGGCUAAGCACUGGAUUUGAUACUUCAAACAGAUCUUCAGGUUUACUUACACCUAGUAUGAGUUUCAGAUGUUGGUACAAUAAGGUAAAACCAGCGGGUGAGGCCAGACAAAAUUUCGUUAUGUUUUGUUCACUUCUCCGGAGAUUAUCGUCAUCAGAUACUGAGGAGCUGUGUACAACCUUGAAAAUCCCACUGUUGUCACUGACUAAGCCAAGUAUUUCUUACUACUUUUUCAUAUGGGCUAAUUUAAUUGAAGAAGCUUUGGAUACUUUAUCAGUGAGCAUAGGCAACAUGGAUUGUAAUAAAAUAAGUUUAUUGUCCCUGGUUGAGAACAUUGUUGAGAUAUCUUCCUCAUUAUCGGAAUCGAAUAAUGUCGCCCAAAAAUCACUACAUAAUUGGGACCCGAAUCGCGGUUGUAUUCUUCUUCAAUGUUUGCAGUAUCUACUAGUUAUGUUUGGAGAAUAUGGAUGCUUGCAUUCGGAAUUAAAUAGUUAUUUGCUUUGUUUGUUACCAGUUGUUGAGAAAAUCAAUGGUGUCAUUAUUUCCUUACGCCGUAGUCUGUCUCUGUCUAACGAGCUUCUUUCUACGGAAUCAGAAUUCGCUUUAACACACCGUCCAGUAGCAUUCAAUCGAUUGUCUACUUCGAGUCGUAUUAGCGACUUCACAUCUAUCUCAAUUCAGUUUCUUGUCGAUCUUCUGCUUCCAAGUAUUUCCACUCAUGUUUCACUACCUUCAGGUCGUAUUUUUUUAAUCAUACAGUGUUUAGGCUCAUCAUAUUUUGAUUCGAUUAGCUGGUCUUUUGAUAUUAAGUGGAACGAAUGCAUCUUGAUAUUACUUGAAGCUGUAUGUUCGUUAGAAUACUCUGAAUCAAACUUAGAAUUGUUUAGUUUCUUUUGGAGUUCCGUUUAUACUGCGUUUAAAAAGGCUAUUUCUAGACAGAAUACCAAAUGUGCUCCUAUACCCGUGAAUCUAUUAUCGAUCCUAUCCAAAAUUGCACUAUAUUUUAUUCGUUUAUCCAAUAUCUGUUUUUCAUACUGGAGCGAACAUAAAUCGACCAUCUAUCUUCUUGAUCCCGCUGACCUAUUUGAUUUGUUCACAAUGAAUCCGUCUAUAGAUUUUUCGUUUCAUUUUAGUGUUCUGGAAGCAUUUUAUGGCACAUCUAGUACAAUUAAAGAAUUGGUUAUCAUUCUUAGCUCAAGUAAAAAGGAAACUUAUACAGUUGCUUGGUUAUUCUUCGUCGCUUUACUAACGUAUUGUUUGUUUGUUAGAACUGUAAAUUCGUUUUCGACAGAAAGUCAUGAUGAUUUCGUCUUUCCGUCUUUUAUAAGCGAAAUUCGUGCUUAUCUGCCAAAGCAAAUAACCAUUUCAACAAUCUCCAGUUUAGAUCCUGAAACCAUUUUCAUUAAUAUAGCUGCUUAUUUCGAUGAACUUUCUACAUUUCAAGCUCGGAUGUUAUUCAAAUCUGUUUUUGUUGAAUAUAUUGGUCGAUUAAGUGAGUUUAUUUGUACAUGUUGCUCUGUGUCCAGUUCUGCACAGGAAAGUGGUUUUGGUUUGAGUCACACGACACAGAACAGUUUCUUAAAACCGGAGGAUUUAUGUGGAAGCGGUUAUCGAGUGGCAGGGAUGUUAAUUCGUCACUGUUCAAUGUUACUUUAUUCUCCAGUCACUACCGAAGGCUCAGUAUCAAGCUUUGAGAAAUUGGUGAAUCACUUUUUUCUUCCACGACAGUUAUACGAAACACAGGAUUCUAACAGAUUUUCUACUCUCAACGAAUCCAAUAUAUUCCCAUGUUAUGUUAUGGAGUCCAUGCAAGAGCAGCUACCUGAACUUACACGUGGUAUUGCUCAAUUAAAUUGGAAAAGUGAUCCUUAUCUAUGUCGCAUAAUAAAAGACAUUGUCAAAAUACAUUAUAAACACCUUGGUCCAGGAGCUAUUGCCUCAAUGGUACUAAAUAGCCCUACAUUGGAUUUUCGGACUCAUAUUUUGCAGUUUGCCACUUACGAUCAAAUUAUCUAUCUGACUGAGAGUAAAGCUUUGUCCGUUUCUGGUUGUGAACAAAUCACAUAUCAGCGCAACAUUCUGUCUAAUUGGGUGGAUUUCGCAUAUUCAAUAUACUCCAAUACAUAUUCAAGUGGUAUUUACCUGAGUGAUGCUCCAUUUUUAGUUUGCCCUAUUCUACUGUCAAACACCUUAAAAGAUUUAACUAGCGCAUUGAAUUCUGAUAGUCGCAAACACAGUAUACAUAUUCUUAAAACGUAUAAAGAAGCGGUCACAUCGGUAGCUUGUAAAGAAACAAGAUCUCGUAUCCUUGAGCUCUGCUGUAACCUGGAUAAGAAAACCAUGGACCCUUCAUGCACUCUCGUCGGAUAUUUUGGUCUAAAAUAG
Messenger RNA from Schistosoma intercalatum, 3525 nucleotides. NCBI's taxonomy places the organism in Eukaryota, Metazoa, Platyhelminthes, Trematoda, Strigeidida, Schistosomatidae. The record is from the annotation of a GenBank genome assembly.